This is a messenger RNA of Blepharisma stoltei, 1131 nucleotides long. The record is from the annotation of a GenBank genome assembly. NCBI's taxonomy places the organism in Eukaryota, Ciliophora, Heterotrichea, Heterotrichida, Blepharismidae.
AUGUAUAUCGGCCCAUGGCAAGAAUAUAAAUUAGCUCAAGUUCUAAAGCUUAAGAAUGACAUUUACGAAGGAUCUGCUCCAAGUAAUCAAACUCGUCUGAACGCACAUGUUCUAUCUCUUCAUAAUAAGCGUUUUGAUGCAGGCUCAAAAGCUCACAGCACACCUACAGCUCGAAGUAUUUCAUCUGAGACCAUUCAAAAGCCAUAUCCUACAUUUGAUCUUGACACAUACUAUAAACAAUGCAAAAGAAUAGAAAAUCUAAUAGCAAAAAGCGAAACUACUGAUGAGACUUAUAAGAAGCCUCCUAUCCCAAAAAAUAAUAUCCGAGUGAGAAAAACAAAAAACGCUUAUGUACAGAGACUUCAGAAAAUGAGGACUCUUUAUGGGCUUGAUAAAGAAGAAACUAAGUCCACUUUGGAUGCCUCAUCAGAAACAAAGGAGACUGAAAGUCGGCAAGGAAGAUGCCCUUUGCCAAUUCCAAGAUAUGAAAAUAAAAAUAGUCAAAAUAUUGCGAAUAAAUCGCCAUUGAACUCUAAAGAGUUCUCACCAGGGAUUAGGAAAAUUGAAAAAACCAAUUUAUUACCAGAAGUAAGAAAAUCGGCUCAUUCUGCAUCCCUUUCACAAACUUCAUUGCAAAAUACCAAUAUUUUUAAAUUAAAUGAGAAUACUCAUAUAAACGAUAUGAUGCCUCCCCUUAAAAGCAUUGAUAGAAAUGAAAAUUCACCAAGGUUGACAGAAAAUAAUAGCAUUUUUCAGCAAAAAAGCGUUGAAAAGUUUUCUCCUGCAGUUAAUAGAAAGAAACUUGAAGAAUGUAAGCAGCAUGAAUCUGAAAAAAUAAGAUCGGAAAGCAUCAUAAUGGAUGACAAACAGAAAGCAAUGCCAAGCCCAGUAUUAAAAACAUUUGAGUCUAAAGAUGAAGGAUUAGAAAUUAAAUAUAACAGUACUCAGGAAACUCAUAAUGAAGAAUCAAGAUUUACAUCAAAUGCCAUAAGCAAAAUUAGUGAGAAAAAAUUCGAAAUUGAAGAAGAAAGCUGUGAGCAAAUCGAUGGAUUGCUAAAAUGGGUCAAUGAGCUUCCUGAUGAAAUCAGCAUGGGAAGUCCUGGAGUUUCUUCAAAAGGCAUAGUUAUAUAG